ACGUGCUUGUUGAGGGGCAGGUAUUUGGAACCAGGCCCCACUUUCGAGUUGUCUUUCCGCAGGAACCAGAGAAUGCGGUCGGGAACAGGAAGCAGGAACCGUUAGGGAGAUAAGGAAGGUGCUGUUGCCCACAUCCAUCCUCUACGGCCACAAGGUCAGGGGGGCCAGGCUGCCUCCUCACAGCAUCAGCUUUUUCUUCGGCUUCAUUUCCCUCUGGAAAGCGCUUUCUCACCGACGCUGCAGAGACCUUAGGGGGCAGCCCCUGCCCUGCUACCCUCCAAGGAGCCACCACUCUAGAGCCUACUCUCCUCUGGACAUCCUGUGACUUGGGGGACUACUUGCCUUUCUUCUGAAACACGACCACAGACUAUGAGUUAAAAACACUGGGCUUAGCGCGCCCUCAAUAACGACGCAGCCGUAGGACGCUACCCUCUCCCAGCCUGCCCGCUGCAGGAAGAGUUCCACUUCCUCCCCCAGAAAACGCGGCCGGAAGGGGCGGACUUUCCGCUUGGACCUGGCGCUUCCGCCGCCAUGGCUGCACGUGGGGUUGUUGGUAUUUUUUUCCUCUCUGCUGUCCCCCUUGUGUGUCUGGAGCUCCGGCGUGGGAUCCCGGAUAUAGGAAUCAAGGAUUUUCUUUUGCUUUGUGGCCGGAUUUUCUUACUGCUUGCUCUUCUUACUUUAAUUAUUUCUGUGACUACCUCGUGGCUUAACUCAUUUAAAUCUUCCCAAGUUUAUCCGAAGGAAGAAGAAGAAAAGAAUGAGAAAAGACAAAAACUUGUGAGAAAAAAACAACAAGAGGCACAAGGAGAGAAGGCCAGCAGAUACAUAGAGAAUGUUUUAAAACCUCACCGGGAAAUGAAAUUGAGAAAACUGGAGGAGCGCUUUUAUCAAAUGACGGGUGAAGCCUGGAAAUUAAGCAGUGGUCACAAACUUGGGGGUGAUGAAGGUACAAGUCAGACAUCUUUUGAAACAUCAAACAGAGAAGCAGCAAAGAGCCAGAACUUGCCUAAACCUGUAACUGAAUUUCCAUCUCCUGCUGAACAGCCCACAUGCAAGGAGAUUCCUGAUUUACCUGAAGAACCUUCUCAAACAGCAGAAGUAGUUACUGUUGCUCUCCGAUGUCCCAGUGGGAAUGUCCUGAGGAGAAGGUUUUUGAAGUCCUGCAGCUCACAGGUCUUACUUGACUGGAUGAUGAGAAUUGGGUACCACACAUCUCUAUACAGCCUUUCUACUUCCUUUCCCAGACAGCCUCUGGCAGUGGAGGGGGGCCAGUCGCUGGAGGACAUAGGAAUAACUGUGGACACUGUGCUCAUCCUGGAAGAGAAGGAGCAGACCAACUAGGAAAGAAGUUUGAGACCAGCCUGGGUAACAUGGCGAAACCCAGUCUCUACAUGCUCCCUGUUCUGCUUGAAGUCAGCUAUGCCAUGACCUCCUGACACAAUAAAGGCUUCACGAUAAAACCACACCAUACCUCGAUUGAGCUCAUGGCAGUAAACAUUGAACACUGAUAUCCAUGGGAAUAGGAUUAGAAAAGGAUUGCUUUCUGCAUAUAAUAAUCUGUGGACUGUGCCAUUUUACAAUGUACCAAAUGUGAACGAGGUAAAAAUGUAUGCAGUAAGGCACUCCGUAAUUGGUAUUUUUUUACCAGCUGACAUUAUUUCUCAGUGUUAGAAAACAAACCCAUAGAACUUUGCUUUCUGCCUCUUCAAUCCGUUUUACCACACAGUAUUUCAUGAUUCAGUCAAAUUCUUCAAAGUCUUAUAAGCAGGAAUGUUUAUUCUGCUGUAUUUCUGUGAAAUUAAAAACUUGGAAGAAGCUUCAAAGCUCUUGGAGGCUUUAAAUUUCUUUCUGAUGGGUAUAUAUUAGUUUACUUAACUAAUGUUUGCAAUUUAUAUAAUUUUGACUUGUAUUAAAUGUUACAUCUACAAAGUUCCAAAUGAAUCAGUAUUUUUAAAAAUAAAACUAUGAAAGCAUUAAAAUAUAGGUGAAUUUU
Piliocolobus tephrosceles (Ugandan red Colobus) is the source of this 1993-nucleotide messenger RNA. RefSeq names its product UBX domain protein 8 (gene UBXN8). The transcript is spliced from 8 exons. NCBI's taxonomy places the organism in Eukaryota, Metazoa, Chordata, Mammalia, Primates, Cercopithecidae. The record is from RefSeq and is a predicted model, not a curated record. Gene Ontology annotation, molecular function: ubiquitin binding. Bases 532 to 1341 code for a protein of 269 amino acids. Gene Ontology annotation, biological process: ERAD pathway.